AGCAGCUCUGCUGCUUUCACUGCUUCUCAGUCCUGCUAGUAGGACGCUCCUCCGACGGCUGCAACUGCGGAGAAAUCUCCCUUCUCUCUACUUUUAAUGAAGAUGACAUAGCUUCAAAAAAGCCUCUGCUGACCAGGGAUCAGCUGAAGCAAUAACAGAGACCCUCCUACCUCGACUGGCUUCAUCAGCACUGCUCUCUUCAGAUGGGAGGUCACAAUCUGCUGGUCCGCUUCACCCAAAUGCACAAUCUGCAUUCCGCCCUCAUAUAAAGAUGGCCGCCCGUGGCCUUUUCUUGCACCUGAACACCCCGGAGCAGAGCUGUGCGCUACCAUGGUGAUCAUUUUCUCAAAAACACUGGAAAAGAAGAAGGGUGCGAAUGAUGUAACGUCCAAGAGCUCCAACAGACAGCUGAGUGAUCUCCGCACCAUGAGCAGAGGGACCACCCUCUUCUCCUGUGGAACAGUCGAGGCAGAUAGAUGGUUGGACCUGGGACGAAGCUGUGCCAUCCAGGAGAAAGCUCGAGAUUCCAGUUUGGAGAGCCUGUGGGAUGUGGGGCCUGAACCUGGGGGCUUGCACUGGGCCAAAGAACCAGGCAGCACUACCGCUAUCACCAGUCUGAUAAGAGAUCUCACCCUGGGAAACAGGAUCAGCUCUCAUGGGACCCCCCCUACCCCAACACAUUUCAUAAGCGGCACCCAGACUCCUGCGGCCCCUCCGAGCAAACGGCAGUGUCGCUCCCUGUCGUUCUCAGAUGAGUUCAGUGGGUCCCGCUCAUCCUGGAGGCCUCAAGGCUCCAGAGUGUGGACAUCUGUGGAGAAGCGUAGGUACCAUAGUGGAGGGAGCGUGAGAGGAGGAUCAAGCCAUUUCCCUCCAAUGCAGCGCAGCUCCAGCUUCAGUUUGCCUUCAUGCUCGAGCUCAGCCCCAGAGGGAACCCGGGACCCACCACUCUUCAACCAGCAGCUGCCUCUUCACCUUCAGUUCACUGCCUCCUCUGUGUCCCCUAACUCAGUUUUCUCGCACCACUCACACAGUCAGGCCUUUCUCCGGCCUUUAUCCCUUUCCCACGAGCAAAUCAGCCUGACAGAGCUUCAGCAAGAAGAGGCAUCUGAGAGCAGCUCGCCAGACUCCACCCCAGAGCUGGGAAGGAGAGGUGCCGGAAAGGGGAGUCUGUCUCGAAGCAGGUCUCAGCCCUGUGUGCUGAAUGACAAAAAGAUUGCUAUGAAGCGCCGAAGACCAGAGGAUGCCCAGGAGCAGCGUCCCUCCCUGGAUUUGGCAAAGAUGACUCAGAAACUACAAACCUUUCAAAGCUUAAGCUGGCCUGGAUUCUCAUCCUCCGACAGCUUCAAAUCCAACCUGAGCGCGCCUUCGUUUGAUUUCGCCGGCCAAUCGGAGACUGACUUCGCUGCUGUCUCAGAGCUGUCGCUGAAGUCGCGGGCGGAUAUGAUCGCAGACGACGGGGAAGAGGACUCAUCCUACGGGGAACUGGACAGUGAUUCUGCAUGCAGUGUGGACUCGCGGUCCGGUUCCCCUGAAUGCUGCAUUGAGGACAGUAAAUGCACCCUCUGGAAGGGUGAUCGCGGGAAGCAGAGGGACAUUUUCCAGCUUGGCGGGGAGCUAGAUCUUGAGCAAAUUGAAAGAAACUGAACAUUUCUUGUUGAAUGUCACAUUUCAUGUUUUAAGAGGUGACUAAAGAGAUGAUAUGAAAGGGAUGAAAUGUUGAAAGGAUUAAGAAAGUAAU
Cyprinodon variegatus (sheepshead minnow) is the source of this 1738-nucleotide messenger RNA. RefSeq names its product protein FAM53B-like. Lineage: Eukaryota; Metazoa; Chordata; Actinopteri; Cyprinodontiformes; Cyprinodontidae. The coding region runs from base 331 to 1644 and encodes 437 amino acids. The transcript is spliced from 5 exons. Gene Ontology annotation, biological process: protein import into nucleus; positive regulation of canonical Wnt signaling pathway. Gene Ontology annotation, cellular component: nucleus. The record is from RefSeq and is a predicted model, not a curated record.